GUGACAACUGUAGCUAGCAGAGGAAAGAGCAGCUGUUGGGGAGAACACGUUUGUGUCCAUGGCUGUCAUCAAUAAAAGGAGGAUAAAAGCAGUGAGUCCAGGAAACUAAUGUGGUCUGGUUCUGAGCGCCGGAGGGUUGAGGGGCCACUUCAGGAGGAACAUGCCUGGAGGCUUUCCAAGGCUCUGAGGCCGCCUUCAGUUCUUGGACUAUCAGAGUGAACUUCCAUGCUGAGAAAUGCCAACAAGCAGCUACGGAGCCCUCCUGCUUCCGGCGCACGCGCGAUGGAGCCGAGGCGCUCGGGCCAGGCCAGGCCAGCGGAGGCGUCAGGCGCUCGGAGGUCACGCGCCCAGGGCGGCGGCGCGCACGCUCGGCCGACGCGGGGUCGGGAGCCACGGGGAUCCCAGGGAACCGUGCAUGGCGCGCGCAGGGCGACGCGGAGCGGGCUGGUGCUGGGCGCUGGCGCUGCUCGGGCUGGCGGCGGCUCUGGGCGCGUCCCCGACGUCGGGGCGCCGCUGGCCGGUGCCCUACAAACGCUUCUCUUUCCGUCCGAAGCCAGAUCCCUACUGUCAAGCUAAGUAUACCUUCUGUCCUACUGGAUCACCCAUCCCAGUUAUGAAGGACAAUGACAUCAUCGAAGUCUUAAGACUACAAGCCCCUGUUUGGGAAUUUAAAUAUGGAGACCUCCUGGGACACUUUAAAAUUAUGCAUGAUGCCAUCGGCUUCAGGAACACGCUGACAGGCAAGAACUACACAAUAGAAUGGUAUGAGCUUUUUCAGCUUGGCAACUGUACCUUUCCUCACCUCCGACCCGAAAUGGACGCUCCGUUCUGGUGUAACCAAGGAGCGGCCUGCUUUUUUGAAGGAAUUGAUGAUCAACACUGGAAGGAAAAUGGGACAUUAGCUGUAGUCGCGACCAUGUCUGGAAACACAUUUAACAAAAUGGCAGAGUGGGUGAAGCAGGACAAUGAAACAGGGAUUUAUUAUGAGACAUGGACGGUCCAGGCCAGCCCAGGAAAAGGGGUGGAGACGUGGUUUGAAUCCUACGACUGUUCGAAAUUUGUGUUAAGGACGUAUGAGAAAUUGGCUGAAUUUGGAGCAGAAUUCAAGAAGAUAGAAACAAACUAUACAAGAGUAUUUCUUUACAGUGGAGAACCUACUUAUUUGGGAAAUGAAACAUCUAUUUUUGGGCCAAAAGGAAACAAGACUCUCGCUUCAGUCAUAAAAAAAUUUUAUGACCCCUUCAAACCACGUUUGUCAACCAAAGAAUUUCUGUGGAGUCUCUUGAAAGUUUUUGAUUCAGUGAUUAUGCACAGAGAGUUCUACCUGUUUUAUAACUUUGAAUAUUGGUUCCUACCUAUGAAAUUCCCCUUUGUCAAAAUAACAUACGAGGAAAUCCCUUUGCCUACCAGACGUCCACCCCCUGACUCGUGACACGUUCACUCCACUGCUCUCUCCAGCCACCCGCACCCAUUUUCUUCCAGGGCUGUUUUUACACUUGUGUCUAUUCCCACUUUUCCUCCUUGGGGCAGGAGGGUGACAUGCUUGCUCCUUGUUGGAAGUACAGUACACUGACUGGCAUUUCAAGACUCUUGGAAAGAAGCGGAAACCAUCAUUGUAGUGGCCAAAGUGUUCGAAUGCGUUGAGAUCUCGAUCUUAUGGAGAAUUGGUUGAUCUCAGCUAUGGAGGUCUUGAUCCCAAUGCUGACAUUUUUCUGGGGUUCCCUUUUCUGGUACAGUAGUGCUGCUUCUUAGUUGAAGGGCUUUUUGGUUAUCUAAAGAAUAGUUAUUUUUAUAGUUAUUACAACGUUGGGGUCCAGGUCUAGUCGGCUGCUUUCUAUUCACAUAACCUUAAGGACUUGUUUGGACUCCACUGCUGGAGCAGUGUGUCUGGACAUGGUAAAUACAGUAUUAAAGAGCAGAUUUUCUGGCCACCAAUUCAGAAUCGGCUGGCAACUAGCUGGCCACUGGCCAUUAUGAUAUAAGCAACCCGUACUACUUAAAACCUGUAGAUCUGUGUCUUUGCCUCUAAAAUGAUUCAUCUUCUGGGAAUGUGGAGAUUGAGGGCACCUAUGUUGGCACAGGAAGGGCACACUGAAUGCAUAUAUGAACUCAGGACUGUUGGGAUUAAAAAAGCACAAGCUGUCAUGAUCUUGCCUGCUGUAGAUUACAGGCUGUCAGUUCCUGUGUCUUGGAAUCACUGAGACUUUGAGCUGACAGUACAUAGUGCUUCAGCAGUUUUUCAGUACAGGUCAUCGGAGUAUCUGGCUGCAGACAUGGCUAGGUGAAAUGUACUUCUGACUUCCUGUGUGUGCCCUCUGGUUCUUCACCCACUAACAAGGCUAGCAUAGUAGAAGAGGGUACACUUUCCUGGAAAGGAUAGGAUUUUGUCAAGGACCUUCAAUUCACUAUGCUUGUAUUAGGGGCAUUAGACAAGCUCUUAAGGUCCUGUAUUUAUCAGCUGAACCCAUUUUUUUUUCUUUUGUUCUUUUCCCCAUUCAUAAAUCACACUAGCACAAUAAUGGAAAAAAGUCUGUUUAAUAUGCAAAUGAUACUCAAUUUCACCUUUAGUGCUUCUUGAGAGGUUAGUACACUAUUGUUGAGCUGUCAUAAAAAGCCUCAUCGUACAUAUCUGCUGGCCCAGAUGUGUUAAGUCAGGGCUUAGCAAGGUUAAGUGACCUGGAAUUGUGUUUUCACUCAAGUUAUGCAAAAUGAUGAUUCACUGGCUGCUUUUCAGCAGUAUUCAGAUUGUGGCCUUUAGACCAGUAUCUGUGCACCAAAUGUUACCGGUCUGUUAUUUCUGUUCAGUCUAAUAAAAACAAAUGACAAAAA
Molecule: messenger RNA, 2829 nt
Organism: Peromyscus maniculatus bairdii (prairie deer mouse)
Lineage: Eukaryota; Metazoa; Chordata; Mammalia; Rodentia; Cricetidae
Gene: Cln5
Product: CLN5 lysosomal BMP synthase
Biological process (GO): lysosome organization
Cellular component (GO): lysosomal membrane; lysosome
Molecular function (GO): hydrolase activity, acting on glycosyl bonds
Source: RefSeq, a predicted model, not a curated record